AGGGACCAAACUACAAAUUAAUCAUAUAUAAAUAUCCCAACAAAGAAAAAUAAAAACUCAACUUGAUCAAUCUUGCAGAUUCAGUUAAACGAUGGCUCAUUCUUCAUUUCCAGUUGAAAUAAACGUGUUCUCUUGUGGAAAGUAUCAUCCAAAGCCUAUAGAACUAAAUAAUGAAGUCACCCGAAAGCCUUUGACGAUAGUUACACCACUAGAAGAAGGAGAAUUCCCUGUACUGAUUUUACUACAUGGUUUUCUUCUCGAUAGGGAUUUUUAUUCCCAGCUCAGUUGUCACAUUGCUUCUCAUGGUUUCAUCAUCGUCGUUCCUCAGUUAUACGAAGGAUUAUAUAUAGGAUUUGAUGCGGAUGUAGACGUCGAGUCUGCAGCUGAAAUAACCAACUGGCUACCUGAAGGACUUCAACAAGUCCUUCCGUCUCAAGUAAAAGCAAACCUAACAAAGAUAGGACUGGCUGGCCAUAGUCGUGGAGGAAAAGCCGCAUUUGCCCUUGUUCUAAAUCGACUUAACACGAAGUUAAAUUUGAAAUUUUCUGCAUUGAUUGGAAUCGAUCCUGUUGAUGGAUUGGACAAAUGGAAGCAAACUCAACCAAAGGUGCUCACUUAUGUUCCACAUUCGUUUGAUCUUGAAAUGCCAGUGAUGGUUAUUGGUUCAGGUCUUGGUGAAUUCCCGAUAAUACCGAUCUGGCCGUUCAGACCUUGCGCACCAGAAGGGGUAAACCAUAAGAACUUUUACAAUGAAUGUCGUAAACCCGCUUGUUAUUUUGUUGUGAAAGAUUAUGGGCAUCUUGACGUGCUUGAUACCAAGACGACAGGGCCGACAGGCGUCGCUACUUAUUGUAUGUGUAAGAGUGGGAAGACUAGGAAUCCUAUGAGGAUAUUUGUUGGAGGGGCUGUGGUUACUUUCUUGAAAGCUUCUUUUGAUGGAGAUUUUAGUUAUUUAAUGGCUAUAAAAGAUGAUGAAAAUUCACCUGUUUCGCUCCAGACGGUUGACUACAUGCUUUGAAAGAUGAUGAAAGCAUUUUUAUUGAAAGCUUGUUUUUUUUUUUUUUUUUUUUUUACACUGAAACUCUUUCUAGAUUUUUUUUGUUGAAGAUAUAAGCUAAGACUUAUAAUGUAUGUAAUGGUUCUUGAUUGAUGGCAAUUACAAGUUGGUGUUGUAGCAACCAUUUUUGUUGGUUCAUAAGCUAUAUUGCACUACAAGAAAAAAUCGAUUUGGCUAU
Molecule: messenger RNA, 1235 nt
Organism: Lactuca saligna
Lineage: Eukaryota; Viridiplantae; Streptophyta; Magnoliopsida; Asterales; Asteraceae
Source: the annotation of a GenBank genome assembly